Molecule: messenger RNA, 1128 nt
Organism: Candida albicans SC5314
Lineage: Eukaryota; Fungi; Ascomycota; Pichiomycetes; Serinales; Debaryomycetaceae
Exons: 1
Coding region: 1-1128 (375 amino acids)
Cellular component (GO): cytoplasm
Source: RefSeq, a predicted model, not a curated record
AUGGAUGAAAUUCCUGAACUAGUUACAGAACUCCCUGAAAAUGGUGUUAUUAAAACUGAAAAAGUCCCAGCUGCCCCCUUUGUUCCUUCUUCCCUGACACCAACAGCAUUGGCCAAAAAAAUACCAAUUACUAUUGUUACUGGAUACUUGGGUUCUGGAAAGUCGACUUUAUUGCAAAAUAUCGGGAAAACUGCAAACAAGCGACUAGCAAUAAUUCUUAAUGAAUUUGGAGAUUCCUCGGUUAUAGAAAAGUCGGUGACAAUUCAAGAUCAAGAUGAUAGUGUUCAGGAAUGGUUGGACAUUGGCAAUGGCUGUCUUUGUUGCACUGUGAAAGAUAAUGGUGUUACUGCGAUUGAAAACUUGAUUGAAAAUUCUAAGGAUAAAAUAGAUUAUAUUUUAUUGGAGACCACAGGUGUAGCGGAUCCUGCCCCAAUUGCCAAAAUGUUUUGGUUGGAUGAAGGGUUGGCAUCAAAUAUAUACAUAGACGGAGUUGUAACAGUGGUUGAUGCCGAACAUAUAACCAAAUGUUUGGACGAUGUGGGAGGGCAUUGGCAUAAAGAGAGUUUAGGGGAGGACGUUGAGUUUGAGGACGGAAUAACUACGGCACACUUGCAACUUGCCUUGGCGGAUGUUAUAUUAUUAAACAAAAUUGAUAAAGUGUCUGACACCCAGCCCAUGACCCAAAGAAUCAGACAGAUAAAUCAAACCUCCCCUAUACAUACAACUAGUUUUGGAGAUAUUGAAAUUUCUAAGAUUUUGGAUCUUCAUGCAUUUGACGUUGACGCAAAAUUGACUACUUCUGAAACAUCAUUUCACGAUGACAGGAUAAGUACAGUUACCAUAACUUUUCCAUUUUUGGAAAAUGAAGAAGGGUUUUCCAAAGUGGAAAACUUUUUGCAGCAUGUUCUUUGGGAUAAUUUCGUAAAUGGCAAAAAUGUAGAAGUUCAUCGUAUGAAGGGUCUUUUAGUUCAUGGGAAUGAUGUGAGAGUGGUACAGGGUGUACGAGAUACAUAUGAAAUCAUAGAAAAUGGUAAGUUGUUGGAAGAAGUCAAGGAGAAUAAAUUAGUGUUUAUUGGUAAAAACUUGCAUCGUCCGGAUUUGCAAGAAGAGCUAAGUAAGUUUUUAUAA